CACUAUUUCUUUGGACAUCCACGCCUCGAUCUCUUCCUGGGUCUAGUAGUCUUCUCUUCUUCCACGCGCAGGCGCAGCCAUCGUCGUCAUCGCCAUCGCCGCCGCGGCGCGCGCGCGCGCGCCCGUGACUGACUUCCGUAGGGGGGGACUGAGGCACGCCACCCCGCGCGCGCGCGCGCGCGCGUGCGGCCGCACAACCACGAACGCGCUCCGAAGUCUUCCUUCCGGGAGGGCACGUGUGGUUGGGGUAUAAAGGGGGAGAGAGGCACGAUGCCGCACGGCGUCGCGCUCGUCGUCGUCGUCGUCGUCGCUCCUGGCCGGUAGCGGAUGGGCGUCGUGGUGGGGUUGCAGCUUGCUCGCCUCGCCCUCGCCCUCGCCGUCGCCGUCGCCCCCGGGUUGCUCAGCUUCUCCGCCGCCGCCACCGCAGCCUGAAGCGCGCGGGCGUCGAAACGAGGAUGAGGGAGUACGGGCCCGCGGCGGCGCCGCGGCUGCUGGUGUCCGACUCCGGCCGCGUCCAUGAGAUGGAGAGGUUCUCGCAUUACGUCGUACAUUGACUUGCAAGAACUCAAUUCCAUCCACGAUUUUCGGAGGGGAUCGCAUGCUCCAGCGUUGGAAUGUGUGAUUUAUGUUUUUUCACCUUGUCUUCUUUGUCGAUUUCCUAGGCAAAUUGGGUUUGACCAUGUGGAUGAAUGCCCCCACCUAUGUACGCUGGCCUAUGAUUAUCUGAGGAAGAACAAGGGUUACGAAGAAAACAUAUUCGCGUUCUUCCAAAACAGCCAGGAUCCCGAGACUCUGAUUGUAAAGUUCAUCGAGGAACUCGACAAAUGUAUACUUGGCUACUUCUCAUUCCAUUGGAACUAUGCAACCUAUAUAAUUUCCCAGGUUUUGACUGUAGAAGGUGCUCCUAAAAGAAAGCUCAGGAACAUGGUAUUAGAGGCCACUAGGAAACAGAGAUUUGAAAGGGUUACAAGAAACUUGAAGGUGACCAGACUAUUCUCCACAUUGGUGGAGGAGCUGAAGGCCAUAGGACUAUCUUCCCAUGUUGAAGCACCACGGAGUGAUGUGAUGGUCCCAGCAGCACAUUGUGAUCGCAGCCCAGUUCUACUCUUGAUGGGUGGUGGGAUGGGAGCUGGCAAGAGCACCGUGCUUAAGGAUAUACUCAAGGAAGCAUUCUGGUCCGGAGCAGCUGCAAAUGCAGUAGUUGUAGAGGCAGAUGCAUUCAAGGAAACUGAUGUAAUCUAUCGAGCUAUCAGCUCAAGAGGCCACCACAAUGACAUGCUGCAGACGGCAGAACUGGUACAUCAGUCAUCGAUGGACGCAGCCUCGUCGCUCCUGGUGACUGCCCUCAACGAAGGGAGGGAUGUGAUCAUGGACGGCACCAUGUCGUGGGAGCCGUUUGUCCAGCAGACGAUCACCAUGGCCAGGGCUGUGCACCGGCAACGGUACCGCAUGGGUGUUGGCUACAAGGUCACGGAGGACGGGUCAAUCACUGAGGAGUACUGGGAGCCAGUUGAGGACUCCAGUACAGAUGAAGAAGGCGAGACGAGAAACAGGAAGCCAUAUCGCAUCGAGCUCGUAGGUGUGGUCUGUGAUGCCUAUCUUGCGGUUGUCAGGGGAAUCAGGAGAGCUGUGAUCACCGGGAGAGCAGUGAGGGUGAAGUCCCAGCUGAAGUCCCACAAGCGGUUCGCCACCGCGUUCCACAGCUACUGCAACCUCGUCGACAAUGCGAGGCUCUACUGCACCAACUCCACGGGCGCCGCCAAGCUGAUAGGAUGGAAGGACGGCGAGAGCAACCUUCUAGUGGACCCUGAAGAAAUCGGCUGCUUGGAGAGGGUGAGCCACCUCAACGACGAGGCCGACUGCGUCCACGAGAUCUAUCCGGACGGCUCGGCGGCGGCGGCCUGGGAGGCCCUGGUCACGUCGCCGUCGAGGGCGCCGGCGCAGCGGGAGAUCAUGGCGGCGGUCCAGAGGAGCGAGGCGCGCUUCCGGACCACGUCCACGCCCUCGUAGCUGCAGCACACGAUCACUCGUGUCAGGUUGGAAUUUUCUUUUCUUUUGACACGAUUUCAGGUAGGAUUGGGGGUAUUUGGGUGUUGGUUGUGUGUGGUGGCUGCCAAAUGGCUCGUGGGACACAGUUCGUGUUAUGUACGUAUCAUACUGUACAUUGUAUCAACUGAUCCUGACUCCGUUACCACCCGGCAUAUUGUUUCGUUUUGCCGGGCGAUCGAGCUGCAUCGAAUGGAGCUCGUCGGAGUCAUCGGUCAUGUACACAUGUGUCUUGUACGAUGUAUUCCGGAUCUAGACAAGAAACAACACAUACUUUUCAUGGUCACUUCAGUGAAAGCACUGAUGAAAAAAACUCAAUGACACUUCCCAUCGAAA
Oryza sativa Japonica Group (Japanese rice) is the source of this 2382-nucleotide messenger RNA. RefSeq names its product calmodulin calcium-dependent NAD kinase. NCBI's taxonomy places the organism in Eukaryota, Viridiplantae, Streptophyta, Magnoliopsida, Poales, Poaceae. The record is from RefSeq and is a predicted model, not a curated record. Gene Ontology annotation, molecular function: kinase activity; ATP binding.